CAGGCAGAUGCUUCAUGCUAGUUGGUGGGAGAGGGCUAAAGUACGCUAGCUUUGACAGGGUGAAGGACGCUUCACAACAUAAAAUCGUGGGCGUGUACCAUGGUUUUCGUGACAACUAGCCAAGGCUAGUUAGCGAGUCAACGUUAGCUACGACCUACAUUGGGUGCAAUGGCUGUUCCUCCUUCAUAUUCAGACCUGGGCAAGGCUGCCAAGGAUAUAUUCAGCAAGGGCUAUGUCUUCGGCAUUGUGAAGCUGGACCUGAAGACCAAGUCUCAGAGCGGAGUGAUGGAGUUCAACACAUCAGGGUCCAGUAACACAGACACGGGGAAGGCAGCAGGUAACCUGGAGACCAAGUACAAGAUGAAGGAGCUGGGCCUGAGCUUCAACCAGAAGUGGAACACAGACAACACCCUGGCUACAGAGGUCACUGUGGAGGACCAGCUGGCUCAGGGACUCAAGGUGGCCCUGGACACAUCCUUCGUACCAAACACAGGCAAGAAGAGUGGCAAGCUGAAGACUGGCUACAAGCGUGACUUCCUUAAUGUGGGCUGUGACGUUGACUUCGAGGGUCCCAUAAUCCACGCAGCAGCCGUGGUGGGCUAUGAGGGCUGGCUGGCCGGGUACCAGAUGGCCUUCGAUAUGGCCAAGUCCAAACUGGCCCAGAACAACUUCGCCCUGGGAUACAAGGCUGGAGACUUCCAGCUCCACACCAACGUUAAUGAUGGGACUGAGUUUGGAGGUUCUAUCUACCAGAAGGUGGAUGACCAGCUGGAGACGGCGAUCACUCUGGCCUGGACGGCCGGCAGCAACAACACACGCUUCGGCAUCGCAGCCAAAUACGCUCUGGACAAAGACGCUUCCUUGUCUGCCAAAGUGAACAACGCCAGCCUGAUUGGAGUCGGCUACACCCAGAGCCUCAGGCCAGGUGUGAAGGUGACUCUGUCAGCCCUGAUCGAUGGGAAGAACUUCAACACCGGCGGUCACAAGGUGGGCCUGGGCUUCGAGCUGGAGGCAUAGAGUGGCGUGAACAAGACCCACCAACCAAGAGAAGAGCCCAGAACCAAUCACCCCCCCCAUUCCCAACCACACACACCCUACCACAGCCCUUAUCCAAAACCAUCAUCAUGUAGCCUCUCCAUUCCCACCCCUCUCUCUCACACACCACAGUCCCUUUACACGCACACACACACAUUGAGUGUUUUGGCAGUAGUAGUCAAACCUGUGGCCGCCAUGUCCAUCUUGAAUAAAGUAGCUAAAAUACAUGAAUGAAUACAUAGACUGAGAGAGACAUUCUGUAAUGUCAUGGCCAUUAUAUUCUAGUCUUUUGGUUUAGUUAGUUAUCACUACUGGUCAUCUAGUUUGAAAUUGAGGGUUUCGGUGGAUAAAGGCAGGCACUGGAGAUGGAUACCUCUCCUUUAACAGACGUUGUACAGAAACUGUGGCUAAGUUUUAUCUUCUGACUGGUUACUGAAGUUGCACUAUUUGUUAUAUUUCAGUAGGAGUUUGGUUGAGUACUCUUGGUAAAUGUGUCGCUCAUGUAAGCUUAUAUUCGUAUAUAUUCCCCUUCGUAUUUCAUUGUAAGCAUGUCUGAAUGAAUAUCGGGUGUAGAACAGAAGGCUUAGUAAGGAUGGAAGCAUUUGAAGCCCAGUGUUCUCUUGGUUUAAAAAUAAUGCCGUCUGUUUCUUUUGUAUUGGUUUGAGUAUAAAACAUUGUUUAGGUGUAUUUUGGUUGUGCUGUGUUCAGUUGUGGACCAUGGUGUCAGUUAAACCCAGUGUGAUCAUAGGAUGUUUGUGAGUUUGGAUGUGUACGACUUCAAUUGUAUGUUUUCAUAUCACGGAUGUAAACCGUCAAGUUAGUUUUGGUCAUAGGCCUGGUGGAAAGAGGCAUUUUACAGCCAGAAGCAACUGGGUUGGAGUAAGACCAGUUCAGCCAAUUUUUCUUUCAAUUCCUGACUUGACCGAACUGAGAUUUAAUUGAGCCCAACUCUGAGAAGGAACCAACCAUUUCACCACCACUACAGUCUGCUGUUACUGUAACUGCACUGAACAAGAAGGGAGUCUGCAGGAGAGUUGAAGGAAGAUUCUACAUUACACAUACAGCGCUAUAAAGGGAAGGACAAAUUAGGAGUAUUAUCGGCUGAAUGCAGUUCUACAUGUCCCGAAACUCAAAACAUUUCUUCCUGUCCUUGUCUUUGCUCUGAGGCCACUCAUCUUUAGAGGACAGCUGGUAGGUGAAAACAAUAUGGUGGAAUCUUCCAGUAGAUUAGAAAAUAUUGCAUUUCUACAGUGUUGCUUAAAUCUAUCUAGUCUUGUUAAGAUCUGUGGUCACAUGAAGAGGGAUGUGGAGAUAACGCCAUUUGAGAGGAUUUUCUGUUCGAAUUUAUGUUCAGGGGAUUCCAUUUAGUCUGUUCUAGAAUGAGAAUCUUGGCGCCAUUCUAGAAUGUUGUUGCUCAUGCUGCUUUAGACCUACACCCCUUCCUGGCUGUCAUUGGUCCCCUCGGGAGCCAAUCGACAGUCCCUGUACAUAGUAUACAUAUUCUCCUACGAGUUUCAACACUCGUACGGUUAGACAACACUUGAAGGGAGGCUGUUGUGUAGGCUCGGUCCCUCCUUUACCAAGUCAUAAACCAUGAAUCCAUUUAUCUUUGUUUUCUUUCCAUUUGUGUCAUAAUUAUGAAUCUUUUUGAUUUUGUGUGUUCGGACACAGAACCUCAUUGUUUUCCAACCUCAAGUAAUGGAAUUCUGAUUAAAAAGAACUUGUCUUGA
Messenger RNA from Coregonus clupeaformis (lake whitefish), 2765 nucleotides. RefSeq names its product voltage-dependent anion-selective channel protein 2-like. Gene Ontology annotation, molecular function: voltage-gated monoatomic anion channel activity. Lineage: Eukaryota; Metazoa; Chordata; Actinopteri; Salmoniformes; Salmonidae. Gene Ontology annotation, biological process: monoatomic anion transmembrane transport. The coding region runs from base 169 to 1017 and encodes 282 amino acids. The record is from RefSeq and is a predicted model, not a curated record. The transcript is spliced from 10 exons. Gene Ontology annotation, cellular component: mitochondrial outer membrane.